AAUGUCCCAGAAAAACAAGCUUCAUCAUUGUUUGCUCUGCAUCCUCUCUCGUAAUUUUUAUUUGAUCUGAUGAAUGAUUAAUGGAGGACACUGCUGUUCAGCAGUAAUUAACAGAGCAAGGAGCAAGCCAGAUCAAAUGAACAUAGAGGAUCCUUUGUAAUGUACUAAUAAAGCCAAAGGAAAAUGAAGCCCACCCUCUCUGUGUGUUUGUUACUGACUGGACUUCAAGCAAUGAGUCAUUGUCAUCGUCAGCCUGAUCAUCGCAAUGACUGGGGUGAUCAUAAAAAUGCAUCCACCAGAGAACACAAUUGCCCCAUUGAAGGAGUUUAUCCAUGUGAAAGCAAGGCCUACUUCAAACUGGUCCCCAGCAAUAUUGACUUCGCAUUUAGAUUUUACAAGCAAGUAAUAUCAGAGGCAGCUGACAAAAAUAUUUUCUUCUCUCCCAUAAGCAUCUCUACUGCCUUUUCAAUGCUGGCACUUGGGGCUAAAUCAGCUACUCUGAAUCAGAUUCACAAAGGACUCGCCUUUGACCUGAACAAGACUCAGGAAAAGGAAAUACAUGAAGGCUUUUGCCAUCUUAUCUGUGCGCUAAACCGCCCAGACAGGAAGAUCCAGCUGAAUAUGGGCAAUGCCCUUUUCCUAGAAGAGACACUGAAACCACUGAAAAAGUUUUUAGAAGAUGUUAAAAACUUUUAUAAAUCAGAAGUUUUUUCUAGUGACUUUAACAAUUCUACCAAUGCUGUGAAACAGAUCAAUAAUUACAUUGAGAAGAAAACCCAUGGGGAAAUUGUUGAUUUAGUCCAGGAUCUUGAUCCACUCACUGUAAUGAUUCUUAUUAACUACGUUUUCUUUAAAGCCCAUUGGGAAGACCCCUUUAAUUAUCUUUCCACAAAAGAAGAGGAUUUUUUUGUGGAUGGGAAAACUUCUGUUAAAGUUAAUAUGAUGUACCGCAAAGGCAGAUACAAACAUCACUAUGAUAAGGAACUGUCUUGCUGGCUGGUGCAAAUACCUUACAGUGGCAAUGCUGUAGCAUUGUUUAUUCUGCCUGAUGAAGAAAAAAUGAAGGAAGUGGAAAAAGCUCUCGUGAAAAAAACUUUGUCUAAAUGGAGAAAGGCCUUCAAAGAAAGAACAAUAUAUCUGCACAUUCCAAAAUUUUCUAUUUCUGACACCUAUGACAUCAAAGAGGUAUUCCAGAAAAUGGGUGUGAUUGAUGUGUUCACUGACCAAGCUAAUCUGUCUGGAAUCACUGAAAAGUCCGAACUAAAGGUGUCAAAAGUCAUUCACAAGGCUGUAUUGAACGUUCAUGAGAAUGGCACUGAGGCUGCAGGAGUCUCUGUCGUGGAACUUACAUGGAGGUCUGGUCACAUUUUUGCUCCUCCUCGAAUUAAAUUCAACAGACCCUUCUUGGUUAUGAUUUUUGAUAGGCACACCCGCAGCAUCCUCUUCUUGGGGAAAAUCAUAAACCCUAGCGGAAAAUAA
Mauremys reevesii (Reeves's turtle) is the source of this 1479-nucleotide messenger RNA. Its product is annotated as alpha-1-antitrypsin-like. The coding region runs from base 184 to 1479 and encodes 431 amino acids. The record is from RefSeq and is a predicted model, not a curated record. Lineage: Eukaryota; Metazoa; Chordata; Testudines; Geoemydidae. Gene Ontology annotation, molecular function: serine-type endopeptidase inhibitor activity. Gene Ontology annotation, biological process: negative regulation of endopeptidase activity. The transcript has 5 exons.